AUGUCGAAUAAGCCCCUUGAAGCUCUCAAGAUGGAGGGCAGGUCCCUCACAGCACCACCAGGCCAGUCGGCCCCCCAAUCGCUCGCAAUUCCAAUUCCUGCUGGGAUGCACAAGCGACAACCAAGCGACCCCUUUCCGAAAGAUGGAAAGGAAACACCGGUAUCUACCUCCUUGGAUCUCAUGGGAUUUCUCCAGCGUUCCGAAGCCUCCGUGGUGAAGACCAGAACGGGAAGCGUGCUGUCCAGAGGGUUCAUUUUGAAGACCGAUCAUUACCCAUCAGGACGUGCCCUUGACCUUGAUCUUAAUGUUCACGGGGCACCAAACUUUCGAAGUCCUCGCCAAGGCGGGCUGAACGUGUUUGGCGUGGCUCAACCGCGUACACAAGGCCUAAGAGCCAUCCUAUCAGUGCUGCGAUGCCGCCCAAAUAUUGCGAACCCGUCUCAUGUGGUAUGGUUCUCCACUAGGGAAGAGCCGCUUGUCUAUAUCUCAGGUCGCCCGUUUGUACUACGCGACGCGUCCGAGCCGAGGCGCAGUCUGUCCCUGUCCGACAGGGCAGAGAACUUGGAGGCCAUCGAGAACCGAUUAAAGAAUGACAUCUUGCAGGAAGCAGCUAGAUAUGGCAACGUUAUCUUGACCCACAAUGAAGUUGCGACCGCGGAGAGUGGAGAAGGUGCAAUCUUGCCAACCUGGACUGCCGUAGAUCACAACAACGUGAGGACAUCUCGAGAACUAUGGGGGAUGAUGAAGGCAGAGGGUUGGAAUGUCGAUUACUAUCGUAUCCCCAUUACUCCAGACCGAGCAAUAGAGGACAACUAUCUCGAUGCAUACUACGACAUCAUCAAGUCCACUGACCCGACUACGACCUCUCUGGUUUUCUCUUGUGGUAUGGGCGCUGUACGAACAACGUUUGCGAUGGUGGCCGCUCAGCUCGUUCGAAGAAAGCAAUUGAUCAUGCGGGGCAUGCCAGACCCAUAUACUGUAAAGCCUCCCUUGAAUAACGGGCUGCCUGGAAAUGGUAGUCGAAAUGGUAGUCCUGCAGCCACGCCAAACCACACGCAACUAGAAUCGCGCAUCCUUGCGUCGCUCGAACAAGCCAAUGCCCAGCAAGAGCUCAGCAAGUCGCUUCUCCAAUUGACCUACCUACUGCAACACUGCCUUCCGGACACCAGCUCCCAGUCUGCUAUCUCCCUUUUAAUGAGCCAGCCGACCCUUCUGGAAAAUCUUCGCAAAGCGUAUAUUGGCAACUACGGCGUCAUUCAAAGUUUAAUCAGUUGCCUGGACCAUGGGCCCUAUGUUAAGAGACUCGUCGACAAGAUCAUUGAUAUCACCGACCAAGUGGUCAAUCUUCGAGAGGAUAUUUUGAAGUACCGGUUGAUGUACUCCCUGACAAGCAUGGACGACGAACGGGGUGAAACCUUCCUGAACAAGGCUGGAAAGGCGCUGGAGAAAUACUUCUUCAUCAUCGCAUUUGCCAAUUUCAUUGAAACCCAGGAAGAAGGCUCCUGCUCUACCUUUGCCUCUUGGCUCAAAGCUCGGUCAGAGAUCUGGACUCAGGUCGGAUUUCUUAGGAAGACAUCAGGAUCCAGGUUGAAUGUAUUCGCCCCCGUCAACGACUUGUCUACGCUUUCUGGGAAGGGCUUAGACACCCGUGCGCUGCUUCCAGGGAAGAAGAACGACGUUGCGAUUGCUGGAGGCCAGAUUCUGGGAGAUGAGUAUUCGGACCAUGUUGUCAAACACCGAAGUGGGAUCAUCCUUCGAGAGAGCAUGCUUCUCAAAUCCGAUCAAUGGUUGAGAGAAUCACAUCAAGUCGAGCAUGGUGUUCGAGGAGCCAUUAACUUUAGACAAGUUCACGGGACAAGCAUCUACGCUCUGGGUCAGCCGACCAUUUCGGCGAUCGACGAGAUCCUCUGGAGACUUAGGCAGGCUCAUCCAUCGGCGGACAAGAUUGUCUGGCUCACCCUCCGAGAAGAACCCAUUGUUUACAUCAACGGUGCCCCGUAUUGCUUGCGGAGGGAGAGAUUCUCGCUUCGUAAUGUGAAAGACUACGGAGGGAUUUCCGGUUCGCGAUUAGAAGUGCUGGAAGAGCGUCUGCGAGAUGACGUUUUAGCAGAGCUCGAAGCCUUUGGUGGACGUCUACUCUUGCAUACCGAAACCACAGAUGGUGCAGUUGUCCCCGUAUGGGAGGAGGUUCAACCCGAGAACGUCAUGGUUCUGAAGGAUGUAAUGUCAUCCCGGCGGGAAAGUGUCAAUGUCUCUCUUCAGUACAUUCGAGUGCCAAUCACCGCCGAGAAGACCCCCGACUAUGCCGACCUUCACGACUUGAUUGAAGUGACAUUGCGAACAUCGCUCACUACACCAAUUGUCGUCAAUUGCCAGCUUGGCAGAGGAAGGAGUACACUGGCGUCGAUCAUUCUCCUCUUGAUCAGGCAAUGGCUCCAGGUGAACGUUGCCGCCACCCCUAUGACACCUCGCUUCAAACGCUCGGCGUCCGUUUUGUCUGUCACUGGGCCCGAGUUUAAGCAAGGUCAACCACGCCAUUCUUAUGUGGUGAUUAACAACCUUCUCCGAGUUAUUCGCCGAGGCCCGACUGUGAAGAGCAUUGUAGACGACGCAAUUGAUCAGUGCUCUGAGGUUUACAACCUCAGGGACUCCAUCGAGGAAGCUCGUACUCGUGCAGAAGAAGCGAAUGAUGAGAAGCAGAAGCGUGUCUGGGCCGCGAAAGGCUUGCAAAAUCUCAGGCGUUACUUUGAAUUGAUUGUAUUCCAGGCCUACCUUCAAUCGAUUGAACCCGAUACCAUGCAGUCAUUCGAAAGUAUCGAGACCUUUGUGAAGAACAGACCAGUCAUCAAGACCUUUGAGAAGGAUAUGAUUGACGAUGGAUUGAAUGCACUCAAACCGCUGGAGCGGGCCGAUUUCAAGGAAGGCGUUGCAGAUCCCGAUGAAGUCACGCAAGUUGUAAAGAACCGUUCCGGAAGCAUUCUAUCGGCAUCGACCAUUUUGAAGAGCGACUUCUUCUCCAAUCUGCAGAAAAUGACGCUUCCUGAACGCAUCGAGGGGUCCCCAAACUUCCGACGUGUUCCUAUGACCCUUCGCGCCGUUUCUUCCGGAACGCCUGGCGCUCACGGGGUCGACUUCGUUGUGGAUGAUUCAGGCAAGAAGGUCUGUGGUAGUGGAAUGCCGACUGCAGAGGGAUUGCGGCGUGCCCUUGAACGAGUCGAUGCUGGGCCCAAUGGUAAAAACAUGGUUUACUGGACUUCGCUCCGAGAGGAACCAGUCAUCUAUGUCGCGGGAAGGCCACAUGUUUUACGAUUGGUCAACAAACCCUUGGAGAACUUGGAGGCAACCGGUGUAACAACCACUGUCGUUGAGAGCAUGGAGGAAAGCUUCAAGAAGGAUGUCCUAAGGGAGUUAAAGAAAGGAAAUGGUCGCAUCCUCUUACACGAUGAAGUAGAGGAGCGUCCUGGUGUUUUCACCAUUAUUCCGAUUUGGGAGGUCGUGUCGGAGGAAGAAAUCAUGACCCCGAGAGAUGUCUUCAAUGUCAUAAUUAGCGAAGGCUAUCGCAUUGAUUAUAGUCGUGUUGCAAUUACGGACGAACAGGCCCCCCUACCAGAUGCACUUUCUCAAUUACUCAAUCGCAUACAAUCCGGUUUACCGGUGGCUGGCGACUUCAUUUUCAACUGUCAGAUGGGGAGAGGUCGGACAACGACCGGCAUGAUUACGGCCUGCUUGAUUGCCUCCACAAUGAAUUGGGAGGAGAAGAACGAACAUGUCGUUGAAGACGGAUCGACCCCAGAAAUAUAUGACCCCAUGGAUGGGCCUUCCGAGGAAGAAUCGUACCUUGCUGGUGAAUACAAGACCAUUUUGAAGCUCGUUGGAGUUCUGUCGCAUGGCAAGGCUGCUAAAUGCCUGACUGAUCGGGCCAUCGACUUAAUGCAAGACGUGCAAAAUCUGCGAAAGGCAAUUUACGACUACAAACUCAAGGUUGAAGCGGCAGAAAAAGAUUCGCCCAAGUAUCGCCAACUUCAUCAUGUCACUGUGAACUACCUGUAUCGAUAUGGCACACUCAUCGUUUUUGCGAAUUAUCUGAUCGAGAUGCGGGCGAGGAAGGAUGCAGACAGCCCAUUCCCAUCGUUUCCGGACUGGCUUCACGAGCAUCGAGAGAUCACUAAGCUGCUUAGCAGACGCUCGCUGGACUAACGUCUUGUGUCCGAGGAUCACCAGUUUCUUGCUAUCGCCCAUAUAGACUCCAUGUUGAC
This is a messenger RNA of Coprinopsis cinerea okayama7#130, 4256 nucleotides long. RefSeq lists its product as hypothetical. The coding region runs from base 1 to 4197 and encodes 1398 amino acids. The transcript is spliced from 29 exons. NCBI's taxonomy places the organism in Eukaryota, Fungi, Basidiomycota, Agaricomycetes, Agaricales, Psathyrellaceae. The record is from RefSeq and is a predicted model, not a curated record.